AUGACCGCUUUUAACGACGCGAAGACAAUCGACGACCUGCUCGGCAGUGAGCCUACACCAGACGUCAUAGCCACCAAAGCCGAAAUUGACCCCACCGCCCUCAUCGAUCAUGCUGGACAGCUGAAAGAGCUGGGUCUGGACUAUGGCUGGGGCCUCACAACAGUCUUCGAGCGGACCAUCGAAUCGAUCUACUUGAAUACUGGUUACGGUUGGGCAGGGUCCAUAAUGCUUGCCGCUGUAGCCGUUCGCGGCGCUACCUUUUUCUUCCAGGCCCUUAGUUCAGACAGGAUGGCAGCGUUGGCCGCUCUCAAGCCUCUCACAGAACCCAUACAAGAGAAACUGACGGCCGCGAUUGCACGAGGAGACAAGCAGGCCGAGCAGAUGUACAAAAUGCAGCAGGCUCAAGUCAUGGCGCCGCAUAUGGGCGGCAUGUUCUCCAUGGGAGGAUUCAUGAUUAUACAAGCUUGGAUUGGUUUCAGUGCUUUCAGAUGUCUCCGAGCCAUGGGAGCACUGCCUGUGCCUGGCAUGGCGAACGAUGGCUUCUUCUGGUUUAAAGACCUUACCGUUAAUGACCCGUACUACCUCAUUCCUGCAGCCAUUACUGGCAUUUUUUAUAGUCUCUUCAAGAUGGGCGGUGAAACGGGUGUCUCGGCCGAAGCUGCCGGCCAGCAGAACGCGUUUCGACAGAGCCUUAUGACGGGCCUUGCCUUUUUCAUGGGUAUUGUUACCUCGUUUCAACCUGCUGUUCUGCAGCUCUACUUCCUCACUUCUGGUGUCCUAGGUGCUGGGACCGGUUACCUACUCCGCCAAAACUGGUUCAGACGCCUGAUCCACAUCCGCCAGCUCCCAAGCAAACAGAGCGCAGAGAUCUAUAGCAAGGUUGUAAAGGGCGAGGUCAGUCUCUCCCAGAUCAAGGGCAAGGACGGAAAGAUCCGAUACCAAGCGCCUACCGCUCCCACAAACCGCCGCUCAGCGACUACUCUCCCUGGCAUCAAGAUUCGCGAAGGCUUAACAGUGCCCGCUCACCUCAAGGUCGAGGAGCCAGUGAAGGUUAGCAGCGAGCGCCAAGACCGUGACGAGGACUUUGAGGCAGGUGCUCAGGGUACGAUGUUGGAGAAGCUGAGCUACUACCGCAGGAAUUACCGCCUUGCGUACAUUUACAGGCGCACGCAGGGAAGCAUUGAGAGGUCAUUGGAGAAGAUGGGUUAUGGGGGUAUCAAGACCACCGAAGCGCAGAAAAAGAGGAAGAUGCGUGCGGAGCAGUAUGAGAUUGAGAGGAGGCGGAGGUUUGAGAAUAGGAAGUAG
Molecule: messenger RNA, 1305 nt
Organism: Parastagonospora nodorum SN15
Lineage: Eukaryota; Fungi; Ascomycota; Dothideomycetes; Pleosporales; Phaeosphaeriaceae
Exons: 2
Coding region: 1-1305 (434 amino acids)
Biological process (GO): mitochondrial respiratory chain complex IV assembly; protein insertion into mitochondrial inner membrane from matrix
Cellular component (GO): mitochondrial inner membrane
Molecular function (GO): membrane insertase activity
Source: RefSeq, a predicted model, not a curated record